Molecule: messenger RNA, 2076 nt
Organism: Aspergillus chevalieri
Lineage: Eukaryota; Fungi; Ascomycota; Eurotiomycetes; Eurotiales; Aspergillaceae
Exons: 2
Coding region: 1-2076 (691 amino acids)
Biological process (GO): Mo-molybdopterin cofactor biosynthetic process
Molecular function (GO): 4 iron, 4 sulfur cluster binding; metal ion binding; GTP 3',8'-cyclase activity
Source: RefSeq, a predicted model, not a curated record
AUGGCUGAGUGUCUAUUGCGCCGGCGGGGCGCCUUAUCACCAUCACUUGCGUCUCUAUCCCGGAUGACUGUCCGACCACAACCUCGGCGACAUAGCACGAGUGCAACGGCAGCGACGGCACAGCCAAAGGAUAGGAUACAGUCAACAAUUGCCUAUCCUGCUCCUCCUUCCCCCGAAAAGGUCACAUCCACGAGAUGGUCUGCCCUGCGAUCCGCGAAACCGUUUUCCGAGUUCCUGACAGACACAUUCAACCGCCAGCAUGAUUAUCUGCGGAUUAGCGUUACGGAACGAUGCAAUCUACGGUGCCUCUAUUGUAUGCCCGAAGAGGGUAUACAGCUUUCUCCCCAGCCUCGUCUUCUUACCUCGCCGGAGAUUGUCUACCUCUCGUCGCUUUUCGUCUCGCAGGGCGUGACCAAGAUUCGAUUGACGGGUGGGGAACCGACAGUCCGGAAAGAUAUUGUUCCUUUAAUGCAAUCGAUCGGAAAUCUGCGGCGUGAUGGACUACGUGAGCUGUGCUUGACGACGAACGGAAUUUCACUGCAUCGGAAACUCGAUCCUAUGGUCGAGGCGGGGUUGACGGGGAUAAACCUCAGUCUAGAUACACUCGACCCGUUUCAAUAUCAGAUUAUGACCAGGCGCAAGGGGUUAGAUGCCGUGCUGAAAAGCAUUAAUCGGGUCCUGGAGAUGAACAGAAUGGGCGCAGGGAUCAAGCUGAAGAUCAACUGCGUCGUGAUGCGGGGUAUCAAUGACCGGGAGAUUGUCCCGUUUGUUGAAAUGGGACGUGACAAUCCUAUCGAAAUCCGGUUUAUCGAGUAUAUGCCGUUCGACGGCAAUAAAUGGAGCGAGGGGAAGAUGCUCUCUUAUCAAGAGAUGCUGGCGGUCAUCCGGGAGAAAUACCCCAGUCUGGAAAAGAUGGCUGAUCACAAGAAUGACACGAGCAAGACCUACCAAGUGCCUGGUUUCCAGGGCCGGGUUGGAUUCAUUACCAGCAUGACCCAUAAUUUCUGUGGAACCUGCAACCGGCUGCGCAUCACCUGUGACGGGAAUCUGAAGGUCUGUCUAUUUGGGAACUCUGAGGUUUCCUUGCGUGACGUUGUUCGGAAGGCGAACAAUGGUGAACCGAUUGAUGAAGCUGUAUUAGAAGAGCUGCAGUUACUCAAUACCGUGCAGACGGCGGCGCGUGCCAGCGAUAAUGGUGAUCUUGUCAACCCCCGAGAACGCGAGCUCCUCGAUAUCAUCGGUAUGGCAGUGAAACGCAAGAAGGCGAAGCAUGCUGGCAUAGGAGAGCUGGAGAAUAUGAAGAACCGGCCCAUGAUACUUAUUGAUACUAAAUCAACGAGGUCUCGGGUUCAAUUGGCAACAUCUUCGAGGAAUAACCCAUGGUCGCAUAUCCCAACCCACAUUCUUCCUUCCAUUGUAUCAUACACAGAUCAAGCCCGAUUCUACCACCAGCGUAGUACCGAUGCUGCUGAAGCACACGCAAGAUCUUCCACUAAUGCGGACCGAAAGGAGAAAGCUGAAGCCGAAUCAGCUCUCCCAACGGCCUCCGACCCAGACCUCCCGCACCUAACCCCUUCCCAGAACGUACACAUGACCCAUAUCAGUCAAAAAACAGUCACCUCGCGGCAAGCCACCGCCACCGGACUGGUCUACUUCUCCAACUCACGCCCGUGGGACUUACUUCGAGAGGGACAAGGCACACACAAGGGUGAUGUGUAUAGUGUCGCUCGUAUUGCGGGAAUCAUGGCCGCCAAACGGACUCCGGAUGUGGUUCCGCUUUGUCACCCGGGCAUCGGGAUCACGGGUGUUGAAGUGGAUGUGAAGCUCCUUGAGCCAGUGACAGAAGGUGACGAGAGGAUGAAAUACGGUGCCAUGUCUGUAAAGGCAACGGUUGGCUGUCUAGGCCGCACAGGAGUUGAGAUGGAAGCCAUGACGGCGACAAUGGGAGCUGCGUUGACGGUGUACGACAUGCUCAAGGCCGUGGACAAGGGGAUGGUGAUUGGGGGAGUGCAACUGGAGGAAAAGAAGGGAGGGAAGAGUGGACAUUGGGUGCGAGAGCGAGAGAUUGGCCAUUAA